AUGAUGGCAAUACGCCUGCAGAAGGGUCACUGGGUAAGCGUCUCCAUCCCUCUUGUGGUUUUUCCAGGAAACAAAGAGCUGGAGGCCCUUAAAUACACCAAGGUGGCUGCAGCCGCCUGCGUGUCCCGGCAGAAAGCGGAGAGCUGCAUCCAAGGCACCCUAUCCCUGCUCUCUUACUGCCUGGGGAAAGGGGAGAACAUCGCUCUUGCCCUGACGGACAUUGGGGUGUUGCUCAUUGAAGGCAGGAGGGUGCAAAUGAAGUUCUACUACAGCUUCCUGGAGACGUUGUCCGGGAAGGAAAACUUGGGAAAAGCUGUUUUCAAGGUCCCCCAGCUGCUGGACAUGGUGGUGUCCCCAGUGGUGCCCGUGGCCAGCCUGAGCUCCUCUGGCCGUGUCAUCAUCUUUCCCGAGUUUGAAAUGGAGUUUGUGCCCAAACCACUGGCCAGGGAUCUUCUCAAGACCUCGAGACAAGGCCCCGGUGAGGACAAGAAAGUGAGAAGAGACCACUGGUCACCUUUUGGACAAGGCAGGAAAGUGGGAUCUCCUGGUUUUCCCUUUCCUGUUAGUCCAGACGCGGUUAAUGCUGAAAUACCACAGUUCUGGGAAAUCACAGGGCCGAGGAAGAGGAAGAAGUCGCGGGUCAGAACCCCUGCAUCCCCUGGGAUCAUCCUAGUUGGAAAGGACCCCAGGAGGUCCAACAUGGGGACGGCACUUGGGGACACAAGGGCUUGA
Haliaeetus leucocephalus (bald eagle) is the source of this 732-nucleotide messenger RNA. It is a transcript of the gene CCDC81, whose product is annotated as coiled-coil domain containing 81. Bases 1 to 732 code for a protein of 243 amino acids. The transcript is spliced from 5 exons. Gene Ontology annotation, cellular component: centrosome. The record is from RefSeq and is a predicted model, not a curated record. Lineage: Eukaryota; Metazoa; Chordata; Aves; Accipitriformes; Accipitridae.